Owenia fusiformis is the source of this 785-nucleotide messenger RNA. Lineage: Eukaryota; Metazoa; Annelida; Polychaeta; Sabellida; Oweniidae. The record is from the annotation of a GenBank genome assembly.
GCACACUCGAAACACAGAGGACGCUUACAGUAAAGAUGACGCCGAUCCUGCUCGGCAUGAGCCUAGUGCUGCAGAUUGGUAUACAGUUGACAAAAGGGCAAACCGCAACGAAUGGACAUUGGUGCUGUGGAAUAGAACUUCGUCCCAUCGUCCGAACAGUCAGAUUCACGAUGACAGAGAUUACCUACAGAAUUACUACAAAAAGAAUCAUUGACGGGUAUGGCCCAUGUUAUGACGCCGAUGGGGAUACGAGUAGAGGUCAAGGUCAGCCUGGUCGAGGUUACGGAGGCGGAGGUCAACCUGAUAGAGGUCAGAGAGGUAUGGGUCAAGGUCGACCUGCUAGAGGUUACGGAGGGCGAGGUCGACCUCAUAGAGGAGGUAGAGGUCCACAUGGAUGCUGUAAUCACCGAAAUGGACGUUAUAACCACCGAUACGAGCACCACCACCGGGCACAUAUGAGGCCAUCCUACAGAAGAAGCCCCUAUAGUGGCGAUGGACGAGCGAAGCGACAAGCGGCAGGGCACACUGACACAACAUGGCGGACCGAGUCUUACGAUUGCCCCAUUUAUAAGACAAUCACGCAGAGUCAUCCUUACACUAGGAUCGGAUACACGACACGAGAGGACGCCCGCUACCCGUCAUGUCCAAAUCAGUACUUGAAGUGUUGCCCUGGAUACGUGCUCAUUGGAAAUGGUUGUAUUGAAGAACAUCGUGCAGCGGCAGCGAACGAGACUUAUCAACGAUCACUCCGUGACUCAGUUUUAAAAAUACUUGGUGAUACUUAA